Ipomoea triloba (trilobed morning glory) is the source of this 1577-nucleotide messenger RNA. RefSeq lists its product as uncharacterized. The record is from RefSeq and is a predicted model, not a curated record. NCBI's taxonomy places the organism in Eukaryota, Viridiplantae, Streptophyta, Magnoliopsida, Solanales, Convolvulaceae. The transcript has 5 exons. Gene Ontology annotation, biological process: protein transport. The coding region runs from base 170 to 1393 and encodes 407 amino acids.
ACAGAGCUCCAUUGAAAACUUGCAUAUAAACCUCAUCACCUUAGCUUCAAUUCUGCCAAACUUUUCACCUUAUCCAAAUCUCGAUCAUACUGUUUCGUUUCAUAAAAAACUUCAAAAGAGAAUUUCAUUUUUCUUCUUCAAACCGGUCGAUCGGGAAUUGAAGAAAUUGAUGAAGGGAGAAGAAAGCACGCAGAAGAAAAUGGGUUACAGAUGGUUUGAUAUAGUUCUUGCAAUGGCUUGGGCCUCUAGAUGGAGAAAAGCUUACAAGUGCAAGAGGGUGAUCAGGCGGCUUAAACAACGCAUUGAACUCCAGAAAAACCGAAUGAAUGCCAUUAUCAGGCAAGGCCGAUGCGAUGUUGCUCAGCUUCUGCAGAAUGGCCAGUUACAGCUUGCUUUAUCAAAGGUCGAGCAGCUUCAUAGUGACCAGUGCAGGCUGGCUGCAUAUAAUCAGCUUCUUCAGUUCUGUGACUGCAUCUUGACAAACCUAUCUGGCUUCAGCAUGCACAGUAAGUUUUCUGAUGAAGGCAGAGAAGCUGCAUCAAGUAUCAUAUAUGCUUCAGCUAGAUGCAGUGAGUUACCUGAGCUACAAUCACUCAGAGAUUUGUUCAAACAUCAUUUUGGGAAAUCGUUCGAGAGAACCAACGUUCAGCUGCUACCUGGGAACACAGUAAACUCUCAAACUAAGCACAACCUAACCAGGAAGCCGGCAAUGGAAGAUAUCAAGCUCCAACUAACAGAUGAAAUAGCUAAUGAGUAUUCAAUUACUUUGGGACCUCAACUUAAGUUACUUGCACGCAAAAAUUACAUUGCAUCAUGUGAGCUGAAGAAAAAGGAUGAAGAACCUGAGGGGGGCUUGAGCAAGAAUGAGAGGAAACACAAAAGUUAUUCAAGGACUUUGAAGCUGCAGGGUAUUCUGCAAAAGAUUAGAUCAAACACUACUUUGACAAGUUCUAAAAGUGCAGCUGAGAAAGAUUUUUACCCAUCCUCUAGGGGGAACAACAAUAUAGAUCCAUUAUCAAUCAAGAUUAGUUCAAAUAAUGCUUCGGUUUCCAUUCAAGGGAAGGGAAUUGUACCUGAUGAAAGGGCAGAAGUAGUGCAUCACGUGGAAGAUCCAUGUAGCUGCUCUGGACAGCAUUCGAGCUCUAAGCGUUACCCUGACAAAAUAAUAGAUCAAAGACACAGUCAUAUGUUCAAUAAGGAUGAUAGUUAUGCUCGCGAAGAGAGAAAUGAAGAGGUUCAAGAUUCUCAUAUAAUUGAUGAAGAUCAGAAGAAUCGUGUCGUCACUCAUGUCCAUCCUAAGCUUCCAGACUACGAUCGUUUAGCUGCCAGAUUUGAGGAUCUCAAAAGGCAGAAUGCAAAAGAUCAACAACCACUUACUAAGUGGAUGAGGUGAUAGCUAGAAUAGAACUCUCAACUAAAGCAGUCUUUAGUCUUUACUUUGUUCAGUUUCUUGUUCCUCUCAACACAGACAAGAAAGAAAUUCUUUUAUUAGUCAAUAAUAAUAAUACUUCAAAAUAAAAGAUUGUAAUUAUGUCUGGAACAUUUAUUCAGAAAUUCAUGGAAUUACAUUAACAGUA